AUGCAAUCUCGUUGGCUCGCCGCCAUCCUCGCCGUCCUCGCCGUCCGACGGGCCGCUGCUGCUCAGACUGCCGCCGAGCUCAUUGCGGAGGCACGCGCGACCGCUCGCAGGGGCGAUGGCGACCGCGCAGAUUCGCUGCUGAAGCAGGCCGAGCAGGGCCUGCCGGGAGAGGCGCUCAUGCUCCGCGGCAACAUAGCCAUGCACGUGCGGAAGGACGUGGAGGGAGGCAUGGCGCUCUUCCGCGCGUCCAUCGCCGCAGACGCGACGCGGUGGGACUCUCACUACUUUCUGGGCCGCGCGCUCGCCGACCAAGAGCGGUGGGACGAGGCCACCGCCUCGUUCGCCGCCAGCGCAGAGCUCGAUCCCACAAAGUUGACCGUGCUCCUCGACCUCGGAAAGGCUCAGGCGGCCUCAGGAGGCUUCGAGGAUGCCGCCGCGACGAUGCUACGCGCCGCGGCCCUCGACGUGCACAGCAGCCAGGCCCUCCUCCUCCUCGCCCAGACGGCGGUCCAGCGCCGCGAGCUCGAGGCAGCGCUGCGCGCGUACGAAGAUGUGACUGAGCUGCUUCCGUGGCACGCGCAGCCGUUUCUCCAGCUCGCCAGCCUGCGUGUCAGCCUCGUGGCCUCGGGCGUGCCGGAAAGGGCCGCGAUGGCGGCGGCGGCGGCGGCACGGCCGGGCGCACCGUCCGUGUGCGAGCUGCGAGACGCGGCUCGGGCCCUGCAGCCGUCCAUCGCGGUGCCGGAAGCCGUGCGUCGCUCGUGUGAGAGCGGCAGACUCGAAGGGAGUAAGGUCGUCGUCCCCGGCACAGAGUUUGAUGACGACAUCGCCAUCCGGGACAGGGAGGCGGUGGCGGCGCAGGCAAAGGCGGUGGCAGAGGGCCCGUGCCACUUCCUCGCCGCCUUCCCGUCGCUCGCGUCCCGCGCCUCGACGACAGCGUCCGAACCGUCCUCGUCCUCCGGCCCCGCCUGCGUCGUGCGGCUGCCCGCGGGGCGCGCGCUUCGGCUCCGGCACGCCGAAGGCGACAGAAGCGGCGUGCUGGUGCCGGGCGGCGCGCACUUGACCGUCGAGGCGGACGGCGGCGCAGAGGGCAGGCGGGCGGUGCUCGACGCGGGCGGCGCCUCUCGCCUCUUUGUCGUCGGGGCGAACGCCACGCUCACCUUGCGGCGCGUCACGCUGCGCGGCGGCCGCUCGCUGCUCAGUGGGGGCGGCGCGCUGCUCCUCCUCCCGGGCGCCACCCUCGACGCGUCAGAGUGCGCCUUCGAGGCCAACCGGGCGGUGCUGGGCUCUGGCGGGGCGAUCGCGAGCCGCGGGGCGACGGUGCGCCUCCACAAGGUUCGCUUCGCGGACAAUGAGGCGACGCUGCGGGGCGGCGCGCUCUGCCAGACGUGCACGUCGGAGGCGAUGCGAGCGACGACCACGCUGGAGGAGGUCGAAUGGCAUGCCAACCGCGCCGGGCGGGGCGGAGACGACGUGAUGCUGUGCGCGGGGGCGGCGCUCAUUCCACGCCCCUCCUCGGCCGCGUGCUCGCUUGCCGAGUCCGCUGAGCCGGCGGGCAGCAGGGCCGGCGCCGACUCCGCCGGCGAGGAGCCGCCGGAUGGUCUUUCAGCACCCACACGCCUGGUGCUCAGCGGCGGCUCCAUGUCUGCGCUCGAGUGCUCCAACGAGGCGCUCGAGCUCCUCGAGCGGAAAGGCCUCGAGCGAGACGCGCUUCGGCUGCUACAGCACGCGAGCGCCGCGGACCCUUCCUCUCCGAACGCCUUCUCCUUCCACCUCAACUUCCUCUACACCCACGCCAAGGACAGCGAGGCGGCUGCACUCCUCGAGGCUUUUGCCGCAGCUGUGCCCGAUCACCCGUCCCUCCCAGCCUCCAGAGCGAUGCUCGCGGACGCGUCCGCCCCCAUGCUACACCAGCGCGGCCAGACGCUCAACGGACAAGUGGCCCGCAUGCGCGACCCCGGCGCCCCUCUCGCGGUCGACUUCGCGUCGAGGCUUCAGGCGCAGGACGCCGCCACGUCCGCCUUCGCCCAGGCCCUCCGGCUCUCGCCGGCGAGCGGCGAUGUCUGGAACGACCUCGGGACGUCCCUCUUCUUCGCCGGCGAGCUCGCAGAGUCGUCGCUCGUGUACGCUGCGGGCGUCCAGCGCGCCCCGUCGCACGCGGCUCUCCGGGCCGAAGCGAAGCGUGCAGCCGCCUUCCCCCUCGCUCCGAGGUCCGCCGAUCAGAUCACGGUCGACCUCUUUGGUGGCGGAGCACCGAGGAGUGGUGGAGCACCGGGCGGCGGCACCUUCGCGUCCGAGUUCACCGCCAUCCCUCUUCCGGAGGGCUCCUAUGGCAGCCGGCCCGAGUCAGUUGACUUGCAAGCGGGAGCGGAGACCUUUGGCGAGCGGCCGAGGGUGUUUGUGUCGCAGCGGCCGCUGCUGCCCAAGCCGACUUGCGAGCGCUACAUCGCAGCGGCCGAGGCAUGGGCGGCGCGGUCCGGCGGCUGGACGACGGCGAGGCACCACUCGGUGGCGACGACGGACAUUCCGCUGACGUCGCUCGACGAGCUGCUCCCGUCCUUCAACGAGGCGCUGCGCACGCUGCUGCUCCCUGCCCUCUCGGCGUGCUACCCCGAGGCGGCUCCCCUGGCGAGCUCUCUGCGCGUCCUCGACUGCUUCCUCGUGCGGUACGACGCGACCAAGCAGGCCUCCCUGCCCACGCACACGGACCAGUCGCUGCUCAGCUUCACCAUCGCCCUCAACGACCCCGGAGAGUACGACGGCGGAGGGACGUGGUUCCGCGGACUCGGCCGUGCGGUCGACGCGCCCGCCGCCGGCCACGCCGUCCUUUUUCCGGGCAAGGUGGAGCACGGCGGUCACCCGAUCACGCGGGGGGUUCGAUACAUCAUCGUGCUCUUCAUGGGCUACGAGACAAACAGGCUGAGCCAGCGGCCUGCAGGCUACGCGCUCGAGGCGGCCGGCAUGGGCGCGUGUGGGGAGGCCGCGUCGCGGCCCCUCCAUCUCGCGUCGCUCCACGAGCAGCCUCAGCCGCGCCUCCUGGAUGAGGCCACGCUCGUGCUGCCAGCUGGUGGCGAGCGCGUCGACGCCGAGAAGCGCGCGCACGAGCUCAUACCGGCGAGUGAAGAGGCGGAGCGCCAUGUCGAUGCACGAGUUGUGCGCGAGCUCGAGCCGCGCCAGCUCCUGCACCGCGAGCCGCUCACCGCCGACAGCCGCCUCGACGCGCUCGCGCAUGGGCGUGCAGCACCGCACGUCGGCGAGGAACGCGCGGUGUGGCGUGGGCAGAUCGGCAGAGGCCUGCCACUCGCGAAAGCGGCCGAUGGCGUGGCCGCCGCGAUGCACGCCGAGCAAGCGCACGGCGGCCCGCCACGCAGCAGGCAGGCCGUCGAGGUCGAGCGGGGGUCGCGCGGGCAGCAGGCCCCGCUCGUCUGUCACCGCCCACAGCUCGCCGGCCGCCGCGUGCUCCGCUCCGAGGCGCUGGCCGGCGUGGAGCGUGAGGGCAGCCUCGGCGAAGGCGGCAGCCGGCAGCUUCCAAUCCGGCGGGGCGUGUGCGGCGGGGGGGCGGAGGAGCGGCGACGAGACGGCGAGGCAGAGGCCGAGCCCGCCUCGUGGAAGGCCUCGUCGCCCUCGAACGUCGCCAUGGCACACUCCGGCCACGACUCGUCCUCCGCCGCGCCGGCGCCCGCGCCCGCCGUGGCACCCACUCCCGCCGCACCACCGCCCGACGCCAUCGCCUCCUCGCCGCCGCCGCCGCCGCGCCCGCCGCCUGGAGACGGCGAGACGUGCGGACCGCCCGUGUCGGCGGUCGCAGACAGCGACGCCGGCGAGCCGCCGCCGCUGCUGCCGACGCCGCUGCCCGCACGGCGCGCCGCCUCCCGCAGCCGGACGAUGAGGGGGCGGAGGGGGCGGCGGCGCACGUCGUCGAGGAAAUCGCGGUGCGGCGCGGGCAUGUACUGCUCGAAGGCCUUGAGCAUCGCGCCGAGCGCCUCGGACGACAUCGAGAUGCCGAGGAAACCGUCGCAGAGCGGGAGGAUGGCCGACAUGGCGCCUACAUGGAAGUGUCUAGGAAGUGUCUAG
Molecule: messenger RNA, 4071 nt
Organism: Emiliania huxleyi CCMP1516
Lineage: Eukaryota; Haptophyta; Isochrysidales; Noelaerhabdaceae
Exons: 4
Coding region: 1-4071 (1356 amino acids)
Molecular function (GO): oxidoreductase activity, acting on paired donors, with incorporation or reduction of molecular oxygen; protein binding; iron ion binding
Source: RefSeq, a predicted model, not a curated record